AUGUGGGAGGACAAUAACUCGCGAAACGUGUAUGUUUUACUAAGACAGUAUAGCGCCAAAAUCAAAAGAUGUUCUCCAGUUCUCAAAACUGCCAAUGCAGAGGCUGUCGGUGAAACAGCCCUUCCAAUUUGGAGGGACCACUUAAAGACUUUGCUAAACCAGCAAGCGCCGUCAGCUCCUGAACUUGAGCACGUUGAUGUACCAACAUAUGCGGCUAACGAGGAACCACCGAUCGAGUCGGUGUAUCCAAAAGAUGACAAAUGGAAAAUCUGGCAGAGACCGCGAAAUCAGCGCAGAAAUGCCGAAACAUCUUCUCCGUCUGAAAUUCGUGAGAUGACGAAGAUCAUCCGUUCAAUAUGGAUUGACGAAAGGAUACCUGACUCGUGGAGACACGCCAUCAUAAAUCCUCUCCUCAAGAAGUCAUCCGUCGCCGAUCCCGGGAAUUAUCGAGAAAUCUUCUUGUUGCGUGUUAUGUACAAGGUUUUGGAGUGGAUUAUCCUGGACCGACUCAUUAAACAUCGCGAAGAAAAAACGCGCGGCGAGCAUGCUGGCUUUCGCCCUCGCCAAUCUACGAUUGCUCACGUGUUCAUCGUUAAGAGAAUGAUCAAAAUCUGGCAGCGGUAUAUGAAGCCAAUGCAAUUACCGUUUCUGGACCUUGAAACCGCUUUCGACUCUCUUAAUCAAGGCCGUCUUCUAAACGCGCUUCGCGCUGAUGAAGCACCAGGAACGUUCGUCCGCCUGCUUGAUAACAUGAAUCAACAAACAACUACUGCAGUUCGAACACCAGCCGGAUCAUGA
This is a messenger RNA of Necator americanus (New World hookworm), 798 nucleotides long. RefSeq lists its product as uncharacterized. The record is from RefSeq and is a predicted model, not a curated record. The transcript has a single exon. NCBI's taxonomy places the organism in Eukaryota, Metazoa, Nematoda, Chromadorea, Rhabditida, Ancylostomatidae. The coding region runs from base 1 to 798 and encodes 265 amino acids.